GGAGGCUUUAUUUUUUUCCUUCCCUCUUUCUCUCCCCUGGUCCUCAUCUCUCGAUCUCGGAGAGAAAGACAACAAUGGCGGAUUCCGCUUCGAUCCCGAACACACCAUUGCUGAAGGACGAGCUCGACAUCGUGAUCCCGACGAUCCGGAACCUGGACUUCUUGGAGAUGUGGAGGCCCUUCUUCCAGCCGUACCACUUGAUCAUCGUUCAGGAUGGGGAUCCCUCGAAGACGAUUAAGGUCCCCGAGGGGUUCGACUACGAACUGUACAACCGGAACGACAUCAACCGGAUCUUGGGUCCCAAGGCCUCCUGCAUCUCCUUCAAGGACUCGGCUUGCCGCUGCUUCGGCUACAUGAUCUCCAAGAAGAAGUACAUCUACACCAUCGACGAUGACUGCUUCGUUGCUAAGGAUCCAUCUGGCAAAGAGAUCAAUGCACUUGAGCAGCACAUAAAGAAUCUCCUCUGCCCUUCGACUCCCUUCUUCUUUAACACUCUUUAUGAUCCCUUCAGGGAUGGUGCAGACUUUGUUCGUGGAUACCCUUUCAGCCUUCGAGAAGGUGUUUCAACUGCUGUUUCUCAUGGACUUUGGCUCAACAUUCCUGACUAUGAUGCUCCCACUCAGCUUGUCAAGCCUCGUGAGAGGAACACCAGGUACGUGGAUGCAGUUCUCACAGUCCCCAAGGGGACUUUGUUUCCCAUGUGUGGGAUGAAUCUGGCUUUUGACCGUGAACUGAUUGGCCCUGCAAUGUACUUUGGACUUAUGGGUGAUGGCCAGCCUAUUGGGCGUUACGAUGAUAUGUGGGCUGGUUGGUGUACCAAGGUGAUCUGUGACCACUUGGGUUUGGGUGUGAAGACCGGACUACCCUACAUCUGGCACAGCAAGGCCAGCAAUCCUUUUGUGAACUUGAAAAAGGAGUACAAGGGUAUCUUCUGGCAAGAAGAGCUGAUUCCAUUCUUCCAGUCCGCUGUCCUUCCAAAGGAUUGCACCACCGUUCAGAAAUGCUACAUUGAAUUGUCCAAGCAGGUAAGAGAAAAGCUCGGGAAGAUUGAUCCUUACUUCGACAAGCUUGCAGAUGCCAUGGUUACAUGGAUUGAGGCUUGGGACGAGCUCAACCCAUCUGGAGCUGCUGCUGAAAAACCCAAUGGCACAGCCAAGUGAAACAAAGUAGGCAAUAUGGACAUCUUUACCAUUCCCUUAUCUUAUUAGUAUUUAUGGACGUAAACCUUAGAUGUUAUUCUUAUUGUUUUUUACACAUUACUCAAUUCUCUAAGCUUCAUUGUGAGGCUUGGGUUGUUUUUGCAGUUGGAUAUUGUAAUCUUUUUCAUAGUUGGAGACAAUAAAGUAUUUUAUGCUGUGUUUUUAAAGUCAC
Elaeis guineensis (African oil palm) is the source of this 1371-nucleotide messenger RNA. Its product is annotated as UDP-arabinopyranose mutase 1. Gene Ontology annotation, molecular function: UDP-arabinopyranose mutase activity. NCBI's taxonomy places the organism in Eukaryota, Viridiplantae, Streptophyta, Magnoliopsida, Arecales, Arecaceae. The record is from RefSeq and is marked provisional. Gene Ontology annotation, cellular component: Golgi apparatus; cytosol; plant-type cell wall. Gene Ontology annotation, biological process: UDP-L-arabinose metabolic process; plant-type cell wall organization or biogenesis.